Molecule: messenger RNA, 3191 nt
Organism: Sinocyclocheilus anshuiensis
Lineage: Eukaryota; Metazoa; Chordata; Actinopteri; Cypriniformes; Cyprinidae
Product: vitamin D 25-hydroxylase-like
Exons: 5
Coding region: 77-1597 (506 amino acids)
Biological process (GO): xenobiotic metabolic process
Cellular component (GO): intracellular membrane-bounded organelle; cytoplasm
Molecular function (GO): iron ion binding; heme binding; oxidoreductase activity, acting on paired donors, with incorporation or reduction of molecular oxygen, reduced flavin or flavoprotein as one donor, and incorporation of one atom of oxygen
Source: RefSeq, a predicted model, not a curated record
UACACUGACUGACAGAGAACGGAGCGCUAGAAACUUUUCAGAAAGCACAGAUUAUCUCAAAGUGUUUGCAUCUAAAAUGGUAUCGAUUAAACGGUUGACAUCUCUGUUCUCUGUGUCUUGGGAGCAGACGCUCAUAUGUCUGGGCAGUUUGUUCGUUACACUCUUCAUUUUGCUGGUAAUUCGCCAGCUCGUAAAGCAGCGGAGACCCCGAGGGUUUCCCCCUGGACCGACACCUUUACCCAUGAUAGGGAAUAUUCUGUCCCUAGCCACAGAGCCUCACGUCUACAUGAAGAGGCAGAGUGAUAUCCACGGACAGAUUUUCAGUCUAGACCUGGGAGGAAUCUCGACUGUUAUUCUAAAUGGUUAUGAUGCCAUUAAAGAGUGCCUAUAUCACCAAAGUGAGGUUUUUGCAGAUCGUCCAUCCCUCCCUUUAUUUCAGAAGAUGACAAAAAUGGGAGGCCUUCUGAACUGCAAAUACGGUCGAGGCUGGAUUGAACACCACAAACUGGCCGUGAACUGCUUCCGCUUCUUUGGCAGCGGUCAGCGGAUGUUUGGGAGGAUUUCUGAGGAGUGCCUGUUUUUUCUCCAUGCCAUUGACCAGCAUCAGGGGAAGCCCUUUAACCCUAAGCAUCUCGUGACCAAUGCCGUGUCCAACAUCACCAACCUCAUUAUCUUCGGACAACGUUUCACCUACGAUGACAGUGAUUUUCAACACAUGAUUGAGAUCUUCAGCGAGAAUGUGGAGCUGGCAGCCAGUGGCUGGGCUUUCCUGUACAACGCCUUCCCCUGGAUGGAGUACGUGCCCUUCGGGAAGCACCAAAAGCUCUUCCGCAACGCCAACAAGGUCUACGACUUCCUUCUGCAAAUCAUCAAGCGCUUCUCGCAGGAUAGGGUACCCCAGUCACCGCAGCAUUACAUUGAUGCUUACUUGGACGAAAUGGAGCAGAGCGCCACCGAUAAAGCUACAUCUUUCUCUCAAGAUAAUCUCAUUUUCUCUGUUGGAGAACUCAUCAUUGCGGGAACAGAGACUACCACAAAUUGUCUGCGCUGGGCUAUGCUCUAUAUGGCUCUGUAUCCCAGGAUACAAGAAAAGGUCCAAAUGGAGAUCGAUUGCAUCCUGAAUGGCAGACCACCUGCUCUUGAAGACAAGCAGAGGAUGCCGUAUGUGGAAGCAGUGCUGCAUGAAGUCCUGCGCUUUUGCAAUGUCGUCCCACUGGGCAUCUUCCGCGCUACGUCUCAAGAUGCGGUGGUGCGUGGCUACACUAUCCCCAGGGGCACCAUGGUCAUCACUAACUUGUACUCGGUGCAUUUUGAUGAGAAGUACUGGAGUGACCCAUCCAUCUUCUGCCCAGAGCGGUUCCUUGACUGUAAUGGCAAAUUUGUCCGGCAUGAAGCGUUUCUUCCUUUCUCCAUAGGUAAGCGGCACUGUCUGGGAGAGCAGUUGGCCAGACUGGAGAUGUUCUUGUUCUUCACCACGUUGCUCCAGAGGUUCCAUCUUCAGUUCCCCGAAGGCUUUAUUCCAAGCCUCUCUCCGAAACUAGGCAUGACACUUCAGCCUCGACCGUACUCCAUAUGUGCCAUCAGGAGACAGCAGUAAAUCUUGCCCCAUGAGCUCUGGAACACAUGCACUCACCUCAGGGGAUCCUACUAAGAAACGCAAACGGCAGAGCAGUUCCCUGUCUUAAAUUCCAUCAGCGGGGAAUACUGACCUCUGAUAUUGACUUGUUAAAUUCUCAGAACGUGUCCUCCAUAGUUUCACAGAACCCAGCCUGAGAGUGAUAAGAGUACUGCUACAGAACACAUGCUCGGGAGAGCAAAGAAUGAGCACAUGUGUGUUACCCAACGAGAAUGUACAUGAGGGUAUCAAGAUAAAUGUAGCAUGUAUCUUUCAUAACUUGAACCAAUAAGUGUACUGUGUAGCAAACCGAACGUUGUGCUUGUCAAUAUGAGAAGAGCUUUUGUGUCAGUGAUUGACAGGGUUUAACUCUAUAAUGAUUUUGAGGUCUGUCUUUUCCAGCAUUCCUUGAAUUCCCCCAUUUCUGGAGUCGGGCAAGUGAGAGGAGAACAGUUCCCUUUCCCAGAAAGUUUUGGAAAUGCUUCAUGACUCCCAUUGGUUUAAUGCCAUAUAUCAUUUCUGCAAUAACGGCCCUGUCCCUAGUUUAUCUCCGUGGAAAGAGACUGUCGUGAAACUUGAGCUGCAAUAUUUCUGACAGAAAAAAAAUGGUGCUUUCAUGAAAAGCUGGACUCCAAUAUACAUUUUAUAGCUCAAUAUUAUUUUUAGUUCACUUUUAACAAGUUUAUUUUUGCAUGUUGUGAUAAAAAAAAAAGAAAAACCUGACAAAAAAUUGUAUACAAUAAAGACAAAAUAAGCCUUAAUUUUGCGAGUUCCUAAGCUUUCUGUCUGCGACCUCUUUCAACUGUGCUGGAAUUUUCCAAAGCCAAUUAUACACCAUAUAAAGCUGGAAAAAGGAGCAUAUAGAUAGAAACCUCAAGAUUUCCUGAGUGACUCGUGUAGUUGUACCAGUUGGUUUGGCACAUAUCAAAAAUGAAUGAUUUUCAAUGGCAUUUUUUUUUUUUUUUUGCUCUGCUAAGUGUUUGUUGAUUGUGAACCUAUGUAAUAUCUUAUUUUGCUUCUGCAGUGCCUUCAAAGCCCCCAUGUUGUCACUGUAAAAACAUUUACAGGCUAAAAAAAUCUUUCCGGUCUGUGUCGUCUAAACUGCACAGGACCGGAAAACUCAUUUAAAAGUGGAGCGACGGGUAGGGGCAUUGUUGCUUUGGGUAAGCUGUCACAGAGAUGCUGUCAUCUGAAGAGAUAAGGCUGGCCUUUCAUACGACCCACACUUGGGGACUCGUCAUCCGCCGACUGUCAUCUUACAGGCAGUUCCUCCCAGGAGAACACUUGGGCUUUCAUCUGAGCACGAAGGAAACAUGCAACUCGAUGAUGCUCAGUAGCACUCUUAGAUAAUGUCAAAAACAUGUUGCAUCAUAGAGAUAAUUCUGAAGGGUGAAGACAUUCUGCUUGUGUUUGGACAUCUCUUAAUAGGUGAAAGGUCAUACCUGGAUAAUGUGGUUUGCGCAAGUAUUAUGAUUCUACUAUUAACAAGACCAGGGGUUUUCAAAUGUUUUGAUGGCAAGGAUACCCAACAAUUUUGAUCCCUUAGGGACCCUGAGAAUUUUUCAUGUAUACAAAA